This is a messenger RNA of Serendipita indica DSM 11827, 1812 nucleotides long. Lineage: Eukaryota; Fungi; Basidiomycota; Agaricomycetes; Sebacinales; Serendipitaceae. The record is from the annotation of a GenBank genome assembly.
AUGGUCCUCUUUAGCAAACUUGCUCUCGCGGCCGCCUCCAUCGCAGCCGUCUCUGCUGCUCCAUGGGAGCCGUCGGUCAAACUUUCCACCCACCGUGCUCGAGCUGUCUCUGACAAUCUGACGAUCGAGUCUUUUCAUCCAACGACUAUUUAUGAAACAUACGAAACUGGCAUUACCACCCCUCUCAAGAAACGUGGGGAUAAUUCUGGCACUAUCGAACAGUCUGCCGCAUCCUUCGUCGAGGAGAAACUCCAACUGAGCAACGGGGAAUAUAACAUUCGCUCCUCAGCCAACACAGAAACAGGUGGAAGCGUAUGGAUUCAGCAGCUCGUAAAUGGUAUUCCUGUAGCCAACGCAGUGGCCAAUGUUGCUCUCAACACAGACAAGGACGUCGUCGCGUUUGGUGCCAAUUUCCACGGUACCAGUGGCUCUCGUCGCGCUGCCAACAUCGCACCUCCCACACCAAACAUCUCCAAGGAACAAGCCAUCACCUCUGCUGAGGAGAAACUCCACGGCAAGCACAACGACAAGGCCCCGACCUUAGAAUACUACGUCAAUCAGGAUGGCAGCCUUGCCCUCACAUAUGUUGUAGAAGUUCAGACGGAGGAUGGCAAUCAUUGGUACGAAGCAUUUGUUGACGCAUCGAGCGCGCAGGUUGUCGCAACCAACGACUUUGUGGCGGGCGCAUCAUAUCUCGCCGUCGACCCCCGUGUGCAGGAUGUUACCAAAGGCUACAAGACAUUCACAAGCCCAGCGGACACUACUGCCUCUCCAAACGGGUGGCAUAAAGUCGGCUCGACUGUCUCUACGGACACCUCUGGCAACAAUGUCAUCUCGUACAAGGGUUCGACCACUGGAACGACCAAGCAAAGCGCUGCGGGUCAAGUCUUCAACUACCGAUAUGACACCACCGUUGGACCAACGUCUGGAGCCAAUGUCGAUGCUGCUAGAGUCAAUACGUUCUUCCUUUCCAAUAAGAUCCACGACAUCAACUAUCGUUAUGGAUUCACCGAGAAGACAUUCAACUUCCAGAAUGAUAACUUUGGCAAAGGUGGCGCUGGGAACGACCGCAUCAAGAUCUCGGUUCAAGAUGGAUCUGGUGUCAACAACGCCAACUUUGCCACUCCAGCUGAUGGCAGCUCUGGCCUGAUGAGGAUGUAUAUUUGGAAUCGAAGCACUCCUAACCGCGACGGCGAUCUUUCAAAUGAUGUUAUUGCACACGAACAGACUCACGGCACGACUAACCGCAUGACCGGGGGUGGCACUGGUCGUUGCCUCCAAACAACCGAGUCUGGUGGAUUGGGCGAGGGGUGGAGCGACGCUUUUGCCGAAUGGCUCGAGCACAAGGACAGCAGUGUGCCCGACUGGGUUCUUGCGGCGUGGGUGUACAAUAACCCAAAGGGCCUUCGCACCUAUCCUUACUCCACGAGCGCUUCGGUGAAUCCUCUUAGGUAUAGCAGCCUUGCUACUUUAACAGAAGUUCAUGCUAUUGGUGAAGUCUGGGCAAACAUUCUGCAUAAUGUCUAUGCAAAGCUCGUUGGCUCACACGGAUUCGCCAGCGACGCGUUUACCAAUCCCAAUUCGAGCGCUGGAAACGUCGUAUUCCUAAGACUAUUCUAUGACGCUCUCCUCCUUCAGCCUUGCAACCCGACUAUGGUACAAGCCCGUGCUGCGUGGAUCCAAGCAGAUGCGAGCCGCUAUAAAGGCAAGCAUAAGUGCACGCUUUGGAAGGCGUUUGCCUCGCGUGGUCUCGGUUCAGGAGCUGUAUCGGGAACGUACAAGGAUUCGACGACGGUGCCAUCUGGGUGCUGA